Contarinia nasturtii (swede midge) is the source of this 1853-nucleotide messenger RNA. RefSeq names its product serine protease inhibitor 88Ea-like. The transcript is spliced from 4 exons. Gene Ontology annotation, molecular function: serine-type endopeptidase inhibitor activity. NCBI's taxonomy places the organism in Eukaryota, Metazoa, Arthropoda, Insecta, Diptera, Cecidomyiidae. The record is from RefSeq and is a predicted model, not a curated record. The coding region runs from base 521 to 1756 and encodes 411 amino acids.
GUUAAUCCUGUGUUGGUUAUUUUCUAUUUGAAAUCUCUCGGCCGCUCUUCUGUGCAGUAAUAUAAUGUGCAUUGUGCAUUCCUUUAAACAUAGCCACAUUUCCAGUGAGCUAUUAUUACGUAUGGUUCGCAUCCUUUUUUGUUUCUUUUUUCAAUUCGUAUUCAUUUGCUGAGUGGUUAUGAUACAAAAUUUUGGCGAGGUGAACCUCCAGAAAUGGGACUUGUAUAGAAUGUUAGGGCACAGUUUAUGGACUCUUUCUGCAUUUUAAGUUUUUUCCCUAUACGUCCAGAUUUUUUUUUUAAAUGGACUUUUUGGAAAAAUCGAGAGUUUUGAUAGUUAUCAAGAGCAAUCAAUACUCCAUGUAUAAAAUUUAAAUACCUCAUAAAAAAUAACAAUAAACAACAACAGACAUUUCAAAAAUUUCAGUUAACACGUGUAUUUUUUAAAAGAUUUCACACAACAACUGAUUCAAACUUAUAUACUGAGUGAACGAUUUCUUUUGUGAAAAUCCCACCAAAAAAUGGAUAAAAUUGAUGAAAAAUCUUUUCCAAGCGGUGAAGAUGAGCAACGUAUGUUCUUCGAAAGACAACGAGAAUUCAGUUUCAAACUACUGGAAACGAUGAACAAAUGCAAAAAAAGGGACAAUUUAAUCUUAUCAUCUUACAGCAUUGAUCGUGUUCUGUUAAUGACUUAUUUUGAUGCCUCCAAUAAAACAAAAAGAAGCUUAGAAAAACUUCUGUAUUUGAAGAAUGUCGACAAAGAAACAGUAGCUCGUUCAUUUCGUUCAAAACCAAACGAUGAUCAACAUGUUGAAUUUGUCUGUGCCGAUAAAAGUUUUGUGUCCAAUAAUAUCGAGUUGAAUGGACCAAUUAAAAAUUUGUUCAAAGAAGAUGUAGGAGCAUACAUUGAAAGGAUGGACUUUAUAAACCCUGAAAAUAGUCGCAUUGCUAUCAAUAACUUUAUCGAAAAUACCACCAAACACGAAAUUAAAAAUAUGAUAGAGCCUGGAAUAAUUAAUCAAUCUAGUGCCAUGGUUCUGGUGAAUGCCGCUUACUUCAAGGCUUUUUGGAUGCAACCAUUCGCCCCGCACAAAACUAAAACGGAAGUAUUUCAUGGACUUAAAGAUACUAUGGUUGAUAUGAUGCACAAAGGAUGCUCGUAUGCCCAUUACACUGUAAACUAUAGUAUGCAGUUUAAAGCACUUCGAUUAGCAUUUCAUGAUAGCGGUGAUUUUUCUAUGUACUAUUUCCUGCCAUUCACAAUAAUCAGCAACAUUGAUAUUUUUUUGAGUCGAUUUUCGCGAGAAAACUUUGAUAAGACAGAAGAGAAAUUAAAUAAUAUGGAAUAUGUUGAUAUUAAACUCCCGAAAAUGUCAUUCGAACAAUCAUUUGAUAUGAUAGAGAUCUUGAAAAAAAUGGGUGUCAAACAUUUUUUUUGCGGUGAUCCAACGGAUUUUUCCGAUUUCACGACAAGUGAUUUGGGAGUCGAUAGCGCAUUUCAUAGUGCCAAAAUUGAAGUUAAUGAGAACGGAACAACGGCGGCAGCAAGUACUGUACAAUUACUUUUCCAUUACUGCAAAAAUCCUAUCAAUUCUUUUUUUGUGAUUAUCCCCUUAGGUACCAUAAUGAUCAAACGGCUUAGGUCGUAUACAAGCAAUCCUCCUACAUUUCAUUGCAAUCUACCAUUCGUAUUUGUAAUUCAUGAUAAACAAAGAAAUGCCAUUUUGUUCAGCGGAAUUUACCGUGGCCCAAAUUGAAUCAGUUUGAUGGUGAGUUAUAUUCCAGCUACUUGAGGACAUUAAACGGUUUAAAUUUUAAUCCGAACAAUUCUGUUUGUCCAAUUGUUCAUUCAAC